GGAAUUCACCCAGAUUUAUAAGCCCUACGCUGGUGAAUGCCGGAAAACGGAAGAAAGACACAGAUGACGUGGGUUCUAUCAUUAUCGGCCAAGCAGAAUAUAAUGAAUGUGGUGAACGGAACAAUAGAUUUUAUCCUUUUCCAGCACUAAGUUGGUAUCGUACGACUACUCUUUGGCAGCAGUGCAAUUGUGUACUAGCACUGUAAUCAUGAGGCUCGACAACGAGCUCCCAGAAAACCCGCUCUCCACCUACGCCCCCGCAAAAUGGCCCGAAACCCUCUCGCGGCAAUUUCUCGACUUCGGCGCCAACUACUACACUUCUCCCGCAAAGGGCGCAGAAGCCAUUGCACAGCGCCGCAAGUCCGCGACCAACCUCGCCGCCGCCCUUCUAUCCCACUUCUGCCCUUCCCGUGUCGGCUUCAAGCUCCACACCGACACAACCGGCAGUCUCUCCGCCACGGCCCGCCUGCACCGCACUAUCAAGACCUGGUGCGCGGCGGCGCUGCAGCUCGACGACGGCUUGCGGACACACAUCAUCUUCAACACCAUCGCUGACCGCACCGACGAGGCGGCCAAGAGCCUCGCGACUAAGGAGGACAACGCGUUCUGGAAUCACUUGGAGCGUUGGGGCGGACUGCCGAUGCGGCUGCUUCAGAUGACGUCGACGAAGCUUGGAGGGACGCGGAUUCAGAAGGUCAUGGUGGGUGGAGAGGAGGUGUCGCACGCGUUGGUUGUGCUGGUGAUUGGGACUCAGUUUGAGUUCUACACUUUCAGUAAGAGACAUGGCCAUGGGGAUAAGCUGGUGCCGUGGUAUGGGGGUGGAGUGGUGGAGCCGGUGGUUAGGGAUGGGGAUAUGGAGCGGAAGCCGACGAAUGUGCUUAUGGCGGACGAGGAGGAUAUGAGGGGAGUCGAUGCGUAUAUCGAGGCGUAUCUGAGCUUGAUGUGAGUGGAGUAGGGGUGCCAGGGGGUGAUGGCUUGGCUGUCAGGUAGGCGGGACGGUUGGAUGGGCCGAUUUUGGUGGGGGAUCUUUGGGUAGAUUAAUUCAAAGGCAGGUUGUAGGGCUAGCGAUAUCAUAGAGCGGCUAUCGGCGGAAUGGGAGGGUGGAAAGCUCUGCGAAGCGCCCUUAAGUAGAGCAAUCAUCAAUAAAAGAGUAG
This is a messenger RNA of Mytilinidion resinicola, 1154 nucleotides long. RefSeq lists its product as uncharacterized. The record is from RefSeq and is a predicted model, not a curated record. The transcript has 3 exons. Lineage: Eukaryota; Fungi; Ascomycota; Dothideomycetes; Mytilinidiales; Mytilinidiaceae. The coding region runs from base 209 to 946 and encodes 245 amino acids.